This is a messenger RNA of Hyla sarda, 820 nucleotides long. It is a transcript of the gene TMEM80, whose product is annotated as transmembrane protein 80. The record is from RefSeq and is a predicted model, not a curated record. NCBI's taxonomy places the organism in Eukaryota, Metazoa, Chordata, Amphibia, Anura, Hylidae. Gene Ontology annotation, cellular component: ciliary transition zone. Gene Ontology annotation, biological process: non-motile cilium assembly. The coding region runs from base 273 to 701 and encodes 142 amino acids. The transcript has 5 exons.
UCAUUAACGGCGGCUCAGAGGAAGCCAUUUUGGAUGUGGUCGUAUUGAGUGUUUGCCCUCUUCAUAAGUGUGUAAAGACGUGGAGAACCUCAUCUGCCAUCAGUGUAACCGCAAUACCGUAAAUAAGCUAUGUCUAUUAUGCAUCGGUGAAGGGCCGAAUUAUAGCGAAGCGAAGGAGCUUUGCCCUUAACAAAUAUGGCGGUGUCUGUUCGACCCUUGCUACUUCGCGUCUGCGGCGGAGAAAGCCGAGUGCUCCCGAAGGUCUGAGAGACAUGGCGCUGACCAGAAGAGGAAAGGGCUCGCUGGUUCGAUCAUCGGUCCCUCUGCAAAUCCUUCUUUACAUCAAUGUUGUGUAUUAUGUUUUCUAUUUUGUAGCAACACUGCUUAUGAUAAUUUAUAAAAGUCAGGUCUUUAGUUAUCCCGAUUCUAAUUUAGCAUUAGAUCUUGGUCUGCUCUUCUUUAUGGCAAUUCUGGAAUCUGUGAGGCUUUACUUGGGAACAAUGGGAAACUUGACAGAAGGAGAGCUGCCCUUGGGAUCCAGCCUUUUCUUCACUGUUGGCAAUGUCAUGCUGUCUGUAUACUUUCUGAUCUGGGAGACGUAUAUCCUAAGAGCAGAUGUAAUUAUUAAUGCUAUCCUACUGAUCCUAUAUGGGCUGGAAGCAAUCCUAGAGUUGUUCACAAUCGCAUCAUUCUUCCGUUAAAGCAAAUUCUUCUAUCAAUUUAUUCCGUUGUUUUAAAAGGAAAGAGAAUUUUUCAGAUCAUGGUUAAAGGGGUAUUCCAGGAAAAAACUUAUAUAUAUAUAUCAACUGGCACCUGAAAG